Messenger RNA from Poecilia reticulata (guppy), 3601 nucleotides. It is a transcript of the gene nectin3b, whose product is annotated as nectin cell adhesion molecule 3b. Lineage: Eukaryota; Metazoa; Chordata; Actinopteri; Cyprinodontiformes; Poeciliidae. Gene Ontology annotation, cellular component: adherens junction; apical junction complex. The record is from RefSeq and is a predicted model, not a curated record. Gene Ontology annotation, biological process: heterophilic cell-cell adhesion; homophilic cell-cell adhesion.
AUGCUGUGGAUCUGUAACCAGGGGCCCGCUCGCUCCCAGUGUCAGGUGUGCCCACAGCCUCCCCGCUCCCGCCGGCCCACAUGGUACAGUCCACAUGCGGUUCGGAGUUGUUGCCGAGGAGGUUCCACUCUUCAGCGCUCCUCAAACUGGCAUGCUUCCUACGCUUUGGCCAAGCAGCAGGGGACUUCACUUCUUCUUUUGACAAUGCUACUCUUUUCUGAGCGGAGGCAUCUCGGGCAGCAGAGCAAGAGCGCGCUCUGCUACGUUUUGUGCUUUAUUUCAGGUGCUGUGUGCAGUCAGGUGGUGGUGCCUCAGAGAGUGAGUGCCGUGCUGGGAAAGAAUGUGACUUUAGACUGCCGGGUGGAGGUUGGCACAAACCUGACUCUGACUCAGAGUUCCUGGGAGCGCCGCCUGCCUUCAGGCUCCGUAACCGUGGCGGUCUACAACCCCGAGCUUGGUACUUUCAUCCCGCCGGAGUACAUCAACCGCUUGCAUUUCCGGUCACCGUCCUCUCGCGAUGCCACCAUCGUGCUGGAAAACGUGGGCUUCUCAGACGUGGGGAUCUACACCUGUAAGGUGGCUACGUUUCCUCUGGGAAACACCCAGGCCUCCACCACCAUCAGUGUGCUUGUGGAGCCAAAGGUCUACGUUUCCGCCGGCUCGGCCGCUCUGAUCGACGGGGGCAACGACACCGUGGUGGCCACCUGCAUCGCCGAGCGAGCUCGGCCCCCUGCUGAGGUGUCUUGGGAGUCCAACCUUUUCGGCCAGUCAGAGGUGCAGCUGUUCGACGACGUCAACGGCACCACCAGCACACAGGUGCGCUACAUCUGGCAGCCGACGCGCCACGUCCAGGGCCACGGUCUGACCUGCGUGGUCCGUCACCCGGCGCUGCAGAGCGACUUCAGGAUCCCCUACGAGCUCAACGUGCAGUUUGCUCCUGAUAUCUCCGUUGUGGGGUAUGACGGGGACUGGUAUGUGGGCCGAGAGAACGUUCAGAUGACAUGCAAAGCCAACGCCAACCCACCGGCUCAUCACUUCAGAUGGAUCAGAUUGGACAGUGAAAUGCCAGACGGCGUGGAAACGAGGAACAGCACGUUGCUUUUCCUGCGUCCCCUUCAUCGGAAUGACUCUGGCGUUUACAGGUGCGAGGUUGCCAACAACAUUAACCUCCGCAGUCGAGAUGUGCGCAUCCUCAUACAAGACCAGUCUCAAGCGGAGAGGUCCAACUCCAUCGCCGUGGCCGGAGCAGUGAUGGGCGCCGUCCUCGCUCUCUUCCUCAUCGCCGUCUUCAUCAUCGUGAUUCUCACCGCUCGGAAAGCCCCUCCGACGGCCUACACCGACAAAGUGAUUGACCUUCCUCCGACUCACAAGCCGCCCCCUCCGUAUUCAGAGAGAGCACCGGCUGUUCCUCUGGGAGUCCACGCAUCACAAGUGACCUGGCUGUGUCAGGCUCGUAGAGCGGACCAGAAGUCCGAGCAGCGCCCGCCCGCAGCAGCGAGGCCCGUACCACCGUCGGCCCAGCAGCGCCACUCCCGCCUGGAGUGGGUGUGCCAUCAAAGCGGGACGGACCGGGUGUACAUCAACCACCGUGAGCACUACGUGUGACAGAUCUCCCUACAUGCAGUCCACCAAUCACCCGAGCAGCAACCCAGCAUAUGUGCUUCACCUGAUUCACCGAGCCAUCAAUCCRCAGGAGAGGAGAGGACAGGUGGCAGCGACGGAGGGAAAUGUCUCACUGUGCAGGCAGCUUUUAUCACAUAUUACUCCAAAAAAAAAAAAAAAAAAAAGUUAGGCAUUUUGAGGGAACAUCCUGUUCUUGAUUCGAGCCGUUUCCAGGCUCUCUCUGAAAUAGGCUGUGCUGUGAAUUUGUAGCUGUAGAAAGCCACGGAUAGCACAGAACAAAAGUGGAAUCAGGGGAACAGCCAGUACUGCUCCCUAAAUGUCAGACUUUCUCCAGCUUGGCUGUGUCAGACAUUCAGCUUUUUUUAAUUUUUUUUUAAAACAUUUUUAAAAAAACAACCUCGCCUUACGAUACAAUAGAACGGAUAAUUAUUUAAAAUGGAAAUCUGUGGCAUUUUAUUUAUACUCAGACUCACAAACAGACCAAACCUCAGAGAUCCAGUGAGAUUCAAUCUAUGAGCUUGAAGACAGAUAUAGAAAAUAUGUGCUAGAAUGUGUAGGCUUUGGAUAGAUUUAACUUUUUCUAGUGCAAUGAGAAAGUAUUCAUACACAGUGAAAUUUAAUCGCAUGUUCUCAGAUUACAAUCACGAACCUGAGUAUAUUUUAUUGUGAUUCUACACAAAGUAGCUCAUAAUUGUGAAGUUGAAGUGAAUACCUUGUUUUCAAAGCGUCUGCAAAUUUAUCCAGCCACCUAGAGUGGAUACUUUUACUGGAUGUAUUUUAGGAUGCAUAUCUACCAGCUUUGCAUGUUAAGAAGAUGAUAUUUUUGCCCUUUUUUUUUUUUUUGCCCACAUCAACAUCCUAUUGAAUCUAAGAUGCCAAUCUGGACUUUGUCUAUGUCAAACAUGCUUCAAUCUAAACCGUUUUAUUGUUAUUUUUUCUGUUUAUUUAUGGAGGUUGGUUGUCUUGUUGGAUCUCUGCACCCUUUUUCUUUGUUGUUUUUUUUUUAUUCCUCCUUAUUCAGCUCUAUUUUUCCACCAACUCUGACCGGCUUCCCGUUCCCCACCUUCUUCAAAUCAGUGCUACAUUCAUGCUGGUUUGUGCAGCAAAAAUUUUCGUUUGUGCUGCUGUCAUAUUGAAAUUAAGGUAGUUUUAGUCUCCCGUAGGAGAAAUUUGUUUAGGAAGGAGAGGCAAAACUGCAAUGCAACAGUAAAAACAGCACUUGCAAAAAGAUAAAUACUUAAAAAACAUAAAAACACAAAUGUCAGAUUGUGUUUGGCUGUGAAGUUAUUGAGAAUUUUAAAGGUAAUUUUGAUUUCAUAAAAGUGGGGAACUGGUUGACCUUUUGACCUUUAAACUUUCAUUAAUAUCUUCAAAGCCAAAGCAGCACAAACAAAAAAUGCUGCUGCACAAACAAUUUUGUCUGAUUUGAAGAAGGUGGCUGGUGGUGACAUCCCCACAUCAUGAUACUACCACCACCGUGCAUCACUGUAGUUCUGUUUAGAGGGUAAAACAAAGUAAAUCUGAUAUCUGGAUAGAGAAAAUGUCACUUGUCAAGAUGACAAUUGUCAGUUUCAUUAGUGAAAAAUAAUAAAAACCAUGCAUCACUUGAACAAUUUUUUUAAUAAUUAUGAGCUACUAUCGUCUUUCACAUAGAAUCUCAUUAAAAUACAUUGAAGUUUGUUGCAAUGUGAUAAAAUUUGGUCCUUUUUCAAGGCACUGUGAACCUAACCCUUUACUUAUCAGACACUAGAGGUGUGACAUCAGCUGUGUAGGAAUCUAUAGUCAAAGUGAAUCAGAGUUUGAGUUUUAAUGUGCCGUUCUUCUAAAUAACUAACCUGUCUAAGUGCCGUUAGGGGAUGGGGUCUUACUGACCUCCACAGCCCACUGUAACAAUGGCAUAAUCCACUGUGAAGAGCUGAAUAUAAGCUAUGUUCCUGUGUGAUGUAUUUACAUGUAUUAAAAUGCAUAUUUUUUACCA